AUGCCUCCACCAUCUGCCCUCGUGGUCCCCGCCGUCACGAGGCACACUGCAACGGUUAUCAUGGCUCAUGGGCUGGGAGAUAGUGGUGCAGGCUGGGUAUCUUUGGCAGAAAACUGGCGCCGCCGCCAAAAGUUCGACGAGGUUAAAUUCGUAUUUCCAAACGCGCCCACAAUCCCUAUUACCGUUAACAUGGGCAUGCAAAUGCCAGGUUGGUACGACAUAACACAAUUCAAUGACCUGCAAGACCGCCAAGACGAGGUCGGAAUUCUUCGCUCUCGAGAAUACUUCCACAGCCUCAUCAAAGCCGAAAUCGACGCCGGUGUUCCCUCUGAACGCAUCGUCCUGGGCGGUUUUAGUCAAGGGGGCGCGAUGUCCAUCUUCUCUGGUAUCACAGCUCCAACCAAACUAGGAGGCAUCUUCGGAUUAAGCUGUUAUUUGCUGCUACAUAACAAAAUCAAAGACUUCGUAGAGAAGGGAAAUCCAAAUAAGGACACGCCAAUUUUCAUGGGCCAUGGUGAUAGUGAUCCCCUUGUGAUUCCCGAGUGGGGCAAUAUGACAGCUGAAAUAUUGAGGAAAGACGGGUGGAAGGUGGACUUGAAGAUGUACAAGGAUUUGGAGCAUUCGGCGGACCCGGAGGAGAUUGAUGAUGUAGAGAAAUAUUUGAAUGAGAGGAUUCCACCGAUCGGGGACAGGGCGACGCUAUGA
This is a messenger RNA of Venustampulla echinocandica, 705 nucleotides long. RefSeq lists its product as uncharacterized. Gene Ontology annotation, cellular component: cytoplasm. Gene Ontology annotation, molecular function: palmitoyl-(protein) hydrolase activity; carboxylic ester hydrolase activity. Gene Ontology annotation, biological process: protein depalmitoylation. The transcript is spliced from 3 exons. Lineage: Eukaryota; Fungi; Ascomycota; Leotiomycetes; Helotiales; Pleuroascaceae. The coding region runs from base 1 to 705 and encodes 234 amino acids. The record is from RefSeq and is a predicted model, not a curated record.